AUGUCGACCACCAGCUCCGACGAGGAAACAGACUUCUCCUGCGGCGGAGAUGGCACGGAGCUUCGAAUUCCGAAAUACAAACGCAGAAAAGUUGCCAUAUUCUUCGCGUUCUGCGGUGUGGGAUACCAAGGAAUGCAGAAAAAUCCCGGCGCGAAAACCAUCGAAGGCGAGCUCGAAGAGGCUCUAUACCACGCCGGAGCUGUACCAGAGUCCGAUCGAGGCAAGCCGAAACAAUACGAUUUCGCACGAUCUGCGCGAACCGAUAAAGGAGUGAGCGCCGUGGGGCAAGUAGUUUCCGGUCGCUUCUACGUCGAUCCUCCUGGAUUCAUUGACCGGCUCAAUUCCAAUCUCCCUGAUCAGAUCAGAGCUUUCGGCUACAAGCGCGUCGCUCGCUCGUUUAGCUCGAAAAAGUUCUGCGAUCGGAGGAGGUACGUUUAUCUGAUUCCAGUGUUUGCUCUUGAUCCAAUCUCGCAUCGUGAUAGAGAAGCAGUCAUGGCUAGCUUAGGAUCUGGUGAGGAAUAUGUAAAAUGCUUCGAAUGUUCAGAGAGAGGUCGUAAGAACAAGAUCCCUGGUGCUGUAAACAGUUUCAAAGUCACACAUUUUGAUACGAAACCAUCAGAUGUUAGCUUAAGCUCGGUAGAUUCUGUUGAGAAGAUGAAUGAUGGUGAAGGAGGAAAUGGAAUGUGUGUUGAUGCAAAGAGCAAGUUUUGUUAUGGUGAGAAGGAGAAGGAGAGGUUUAAUAGGAUUCUGAGUUACUAUGUUGGAUCUUAUAACUUCCAUAACUUCACUACGAGGAUGAAAGCGGAUGAUCCUGCUGCGAAUCGUCACAUCAUCUCCUUCACUGCUAACACUGUGAUUACUCUCGAUGGGAUUGAGUUUAUCAAGUGUGAAGUUUUAGGGAAAAGCUUCAUGCUUCAUCAGAUAAGGAAGAUGAUGGGUCUUGCUGUUGCAAUCUUGAGGAAUCUUGCUCCUGAAUCACUUCUUCACACUGCUUUCAGCAAGGAUGUGAAUAUAACUGUACCAAUGGCGCCAGAAGUUGGACUCUAUCUCGAUGAAUGCUUCUUCACGUCUUAUAACGCUAAAUUUGAAGAGAGCCAUGAGGAAGUGUCCAUGGAAGCAUACAAGGAAGAAGCUGAGGCGUUCAAAUUGAAGCAUAUUUAUUCUCAUAUCGGCUCUGCCGAGAGAAGAUAUGGAUCUGUGGCUCUUUGGUUGCAUUCCUUGAACUAUAGAAACUAUCCUGACCUAAACUAUGGCAGAAUUAAACAUAUCACAGAGCAAGCUCUUGUAUGUAAGAAGAUUGAUGAAACUCAAGACACCACAGAGCAAGCUCUUGUAUGUAAGAAGAUUGAUGAAACUCAAGACACCACAGAGCUAGAGCCAGUCAAAGUUUCUAAGCAAAAUGGUGAAGACUCCAAAGAAACCAUAACUGUAGCUUAG
Microthlaspi erraticum is the source of this 1437-nucleotide messenger RNA. The record is from the annotation of a GenBank genome assembly. NCBI's taxonomy places the organism in Eukaryota, Viridiplantae, Streptophyta, Magnoliopsida, Brassicales, Brassicaceae.